AUGCACCCUUCCACCCAUCUCAGCUCCUAUGAGCAAUUGGCCAGGGUCACACCAUCGGCCCCGGUCGACCCGGACUUGACAUACCUGGUAACAUCUCAUUUUUCGGCAGUUGGUAAGGGCAUUGUAGUAGUGCCUACUCUCCUGACGGGGUUGACGCAUUCCAACAUUGCGAUUUGCCUAAUUGUUCAUCUUCCCCCUGUGCAGCUGGAGGACCGCUUCCCCGUGGCGAAGAUGAUCUCCACUGAAGACUUGCUGUGCGUGAUGUCCACGGAUGAGGAGCAGAGGCAAAAGAUACAGAGGGAGGUCCUCUGGACCACAACCGUUAAAACCUCUCGCCCUCUCCUAACUUGUUUCAUCUAUUUCUCACAGCCUAGGAAACCACAGCGAGUCAAGGUGGAGGGACUCCUCGACACGGGGGCGGACGUUACAAUCAUAGCCUCCAAGGACUGGCCGCAUGGGUGGCCAGCCCAAACAGCAUAUGUUCAAGUCAGUGGUGUGGGGGGAACCCAAUACCCUGUCAGGAGCAGAGAGGUACUCACCAUCUAUGGGCCAGAGGGCAGACCAGCGACUCUGCAACUAUUUUUAGGAGGGGUCACUGAAGUACUGCAGCUCCCCAGACUGAGCUGGAAAACAGAAACGCCAGUCUGGGUUGAUCAGUGGCCCCUACCGUACAAAAAGCUGCAAAUUUUAAACGAAUUAGUGAAUCAAGAAUUGGCAAAAGGACACCUGGAGUCUUCCAUCAGUCCCUGGAACACUCCAGUGUUUGUCAUACAAAAAUCCUCAGGUUCCUGGAGAUUUCUUCAGGACCUGCGAAAAAUCAAUGAAGUCCUUGAACCAAUGGGAGUCCUCCAGUAGGGAAUGCCUUCACCAUCCAUGCUCCCUGCUGAAUGGCCCCUAGUGGUCAUUGAUAUUAAGGGCUGUUUUUUUCAUAUCUUUCUCAAUCCAGCUGAUUCGGUCAGAUUUGCUUUUUCAGUCCCUGCAAUCAACGCUUGUGAACCCCACCGCAGGUUCCAGUGGCGAGUGCUUCCCCAGGGGAUGAAAAAUUCCCCAACGCUCUGCCAGAUGUUCGUGGUAGAAGUGUUGAGACCCAUUCGACAGAAGUACCCGCAGUCAAUCAUCUUUCAUUACAUGGAUGAUGUGUUGAUCUGCGCCAAAUCUCAAUUGGCAGUAGACGAGACUCUAAAUUCAACAAUUUUGGCUCUAAAAGAAAAAGGAUUGGCGAUAUCCCCUGAGAAAGUACAAAGGGAAGCACCUUGGAGGUAUUUAGGACUCCAAAUUACAAAAAAGGCUAUAAAGCCUCAGAUGAUUGAAAUUGACCGAAGAGUCCACACUUUGAAUGACCUCCAGAAGCUACUAGGAGCUAUUAAUUGGAUCAGACCUGUGCUGGGGAUCACAACCGGAGAUCUGCACCCCCUUUUUGAGCUGCUAAAAGGAGAUGCUGACCUGUCCUCUCCCAGGGUUUUAACAUCAGAAGCAGUGAGGGCCCUUACCAUUGUCGAAAAAAAGUUAUCGCAGAGACAAGCAUUUAGGAGGAUGGAGGGACUGCCAUCCUCCCUAGUGGUACUUCGAGAACAACGUCAACCUUUGGCCCUCCUGGGCCAAUUUAUGAGCGACUACAAAGACUUUUGUUUAUGGGAGUGGAUGUUCCUCCCCCAUCAAUUUGGCAAAACUAUCACCACAAUAGUAGAAAUGAUUGGCAAAAUAAUAUCCAAAGGUCGCACUAGGUGUUUAGAGCUCAGUGGGGAAGAGCCAAAUUCCAUCUAUCUCCCCCUGACCUCUGAACAUCUAGAUCAACUGCUGCAAAGCUCUAUUGAUUUUCAAAUUGCCAUCGGGGGCUACCCGGGAGAGAUUAGGUUACACCUCCCGGCGUGUCCGUUUAUACAAAGACUAGUCCAAAUUCCAGUGAAAUUAAAAAUUAUGCAAUCAGAAAUACCUAUUCAAAAUGCAAAGACAGUUUUCACCGAUGGCUCGGGGAGAACAGGUAAUGCAGUUGUAGUUUGGAAAGAAAAAGAUGAUUGGCACCAAGAUAUUCAUAAAGUACAGGGUUCUCCCCAAAUAGUAGAGCUUUCAGCAGUUGUGCGAGCCUUUGAAAUUUUCUGUGGUGAGUCGAUUAACAUAGUUUCAGAUUUGGCCUAUGUCGUUGGUGUGGUCAAGAGAAUUGAAAAUUCACAUUUGAAAGAAGUGGCAAACGAAAAUUUAUUCAGACUGUUAACCAAAUUAUUGUUUCUUAUAGAAAAAAGAGAAUUCGAAUAUUACGUUGUCCACACCAGGUCACACACCGCUUUACCCGGUCCUGUGGUGGAGGGAAAUCAAGUUGCCGACCAUCUGGCAGGUAUGGCUGUAACCCCUAACUUAUACCGACAGGCGAAACUUUCACAUGAAUUCUUCCACCAGAAUGCGCGGUCACUGCAAAAACAAUUUGGCCUAAAAUUAUCCCAAGCAAAAGAAAUUCUAAAAGCGUGCUCUGAUUGCCAAACAUUUUCACCUGUUGUUCCUGAGGGAACAAACCCGAGGGGUUUAUCACCCUUAGAAAAUUGGCAAUCAGAUGUCACUCAUGUGGUUGAAUUUGGCAAGCUAAAAUAUGUACAUGUGUCCAUUGACACAUUCUCCAAAAUGAUUGUGGCCACCGCGCAUCCUGGAGAAAGAAGUAGCCAUGUCAAAAAACACUUCCUGUCUGCAUUCGCAAGGAUGGGUGUCCCCAAACAAGUGAAAACGGACAAUGGACCCUCCUAUGUGUCUGCAGACACGAAGAAGUUUUUUGAACAAUGGGGGAUACAACAUACCACUGGCAUCCCUCACAAUCCCACAGGACAGGGUAUAGUGGAGCGUGCCCACCAAAAUGUCAAAAAUCUACUUAAAAAACAAAAAGGGGGGAGUAUUGGCCUGUCUCCCCAAGAAAGAUUAGAGAAAGUAAUGUAUGUUUUAAAUUUUUUAAAUAUGAUGGAGGAAUCAGACACUCACUUAAACAAAAGUCCUGUAGAUCGCCAUUUUAGAACAGUUUCUCCAUCGCUGCCCUUUCCCCUUGAUCACCUGGGGGAAGGGCUACGCAUGUAUUUCAGGUUCUGA
Molecule: messenger RNA, 3066 nt
Organism: Lepidothrix coronata (blue-crowned manakin)
Lineage: Eukaryota; Metazoa; Chordata; Aves; Passeriformes; Pipridae
Product: endogenous retrovirus group K member 18 Pol protein-like
Exons: 2
Biological process (GO): proteolysis; DNA integration; RNA-templated DNA biosynthetic process
Molecular function (GO): aspartic-type endopeptidase activity; RNA-directed DNA polymerase activity; zinc ion binding
Source: RefSeq, a predicted model, not a curated record